Messenger RNA from Adineta steineri, 1494 nucleotides. NCBI's taxonomy places the organism in Eukaryota, Metazoa, Rotifera, Eurotatoria, Adinetida, Adinetidae. The record is from the annotation of a GenBank genome assembly.
AUGUCACUUUCUAUAAAUAAUACACAACUUGAUAAACAAACAAAUGUUCCAAUCAAUACAAUAAUAUCAUCGGCAUCAAGUCUACAUACAGGUGCACAUGUUGCACCUGUAUAUCUAAAUUUAUAUGAUUUAGGUGGAUGUAUAAAUACAUGUGUACAUUCAUUAGGUUUAUUGUUUUAUCAUUGUGCUGUACAAACACAUUCAGCUGAAUAUGGAUAUAUGGGACAUCCAUACCGAUUUACUGGUCUUUAUAAAACAUCAAAACAUGAUUCACGUUUUCAUUUAUAUCAUUUACGUAAUUCAAUUGAAAUUGGAUGGACAUGGUUUAGUGAAAAAGAAAUUGAUAAAAUUCUUCAUGAUCUUAAAUCAUUUUAUAUUGGUUGUGAUUAUCAUACAAUAAAUAAGAAUUCAAUACAUUUUGCUAAAUAUCUUCUUGAACAACUUUCGAAUGAUUCUCAACUGAAACAUCUUGAACCAAUUAAAAUUCUUGCAUUUCCAUCUUAUAUUGAUCGAGGUCGUCGUUUAACUCAGACUUUCGAAUUUUUACAAAUGUUUGAUACAGAAAAAGAUAUUGCUGAAAUAAAUAUUCUCUAUUUUCUUUAUAUGAAAUAUGAAGGUAAUAUGAAACAAAUUUGUCAAAUUCUUAAAUGUGAUACACUUAAUAAAUUACAUCGAUGUAUAAAAUUAAUUGAACAUGGUAUUCAACAAAGAAAACUUCCGAUAUUUGUCGGUUUUACAACAUUCGAAAUGAAAACAGCAUAUGAAUAUUUAUAUAUUAUUGAUCAAAAUAAUUUAGAAAUGUCAUCAGGUCACGAACAAAUAACUUUAACGGAUAUAUUUCAUCAAUUUGAUACAAUUACAUUACGUGGUCGAACAAGUAUCGAUCGAUAUCUUAACAUACAACCAACAAAAGAAAUGAUUCAACAAUCACAAAAUGAAAAUGAACAACAAAAAUACAAUGGAGAUCAUAUGAUUUUUUCUAAUGUUCAUCGAUCAUCUCUUCCACAGGAUAUAUCACAUAAUCAAGAUCAAACACCUUUGACAUCACGUUCGAUAUCGUACACUUCAGGAUUAGCAAUAAGAUCAACAGAACAAACAAUACCAAUCUUAACUAAUCCAUUUCUUAACUUUGAAUAUUUACAUAUGCGUACGGCGAUUCCUAUUGGAACUGUACUUCGUUUACAAGAAACACCAAAUCCAGAUAUUCCAUUAACUGAACUUCGUUUAAAUACGAAUGAUGAUCAUAAUUCAUUGUCAUCGAUUCAUAAUCGACAACGAAAAUAUUCUUUUACAUCACGUAAAAGAAAAUUACCACGUGAUCUUGAACUUACUAAUGAUUUAUAUACAAUUACCAAUCAAAAUUCAUUUCGUUAUAAUCAUACAAAUAAUGCAACAUCAAUAAUAUCUUCAUUUUCUCAAUGCUCACAACCAAUUCUCGAUACUUAUUCUUUUGAUAAAUUAAAAACAACUGAAGAUAUCGAUUCAAGUGUUUAA